This is a messenger RNA of Triplophysa rosa, 1188 nucleotides long. RefSeq names its product angiotensin-converting enzyme-like. NCBI's taxonomy places the organism in Eukaryota, Metazoa, Chordata, Actinopteri, Cypriniformes, Nemacheilidae. Bases 46 to 1188 code for a protein of 380 amino acids. Gene Ontology annotation, molecular function: metallopeptidase activity; peptidyl-dipeptidase activity. The record is from RefSeq and is a predicted model, not a curated record. The transcript is spliced from 8 exons. Gene Ontology annotation, biological process: proteolysis. Gene Ontology annotation, cellular component: plasma membrane.
CAUUCAUUUCUUCUGCUGUUCCUCAGACCUCAGCUGUGCUCCGUCAUGCAGCGGGCAGCGGUCCUACUGACUCUCAUCAGCACCAGCGCAGCUCUCAGACCCGAGUGGAUGCCGGGAGAUUACUCUCAGACAGUUGUCGGGGCUCAGACGUUUGUAGAAGAUUACAACUCAACGGCAGAGGAAGUCUUCUACUUCAGCACAGAAGCCAACUGGAAGUACAACACUAACCUGACUGUGCACAAUUCCCAACAGCAGGUGAUCGCAUUUUUGGAAGAGCUGGAAUUCACCGAAGCAUGGUGUCAGAAAGCAAAAGACACAUUCCCUGAUUCUUUCAUUGAGACGUUAAAUCCUGAAGUGCAAAUAAUCCUCAGCAAUAUCAAAGUUCUGGGACCAGCCAACCUCCCAACCUCAGAGAGGGAGAGAUACAACACCAUUCUGAGCCAGAUGGAUAGCAUCUACUCGACAGCGAAGGUGUGCCGCAGCCCUGAGGAAUGCUGGUCUUUGGAGCCUGAGCUCAUAGACAUCAUGGCUAACUCCAGAAGCUAUAAGAGACUUCUGUAUGCCUGGGAGGGUUGGCAUAAUGAAGCUGGAGAUCAUCUCAGAUCUCUCUACCCUGAGUUUGUAGAGCUCAGCAACAAAGCAUUCAGGAUGGAUGGCUUUUCAGACACGGGAGCAUACUGGCGUUCUUUGUACGAAUCUCUGACAUUCGAGCAAGACCUCGAGAACCUGUUUAUACAGCUGGAACCUCUUUACCAGAACCUGCACGCCUUUGUCCGCCGCAAACUCUAUGAUUUCUACGGCCCUAAGUACAUCAACCUCAAGGGUCCAAUCCCAGCCCACCUCCUGGGGAACAUGUGGUCACAGAAUUGGAACAUCUAUAAUAUGAUGAUUCCUUUUCCUGACAAGACCAAUGUAGAUGUGACUGACACCAUGGUUGCUCAGGGCUAUAAUGCCACUCACAUGUUCCGGGUGGCUGAGGAGUUCUUCACCUCUCUGGGAUUGAUUCCUAUGCCGGACAAGUUCUGGGACAAGUCCAUGCUGGAGAAACCGAGCGAUGGGAGAGACGUGGUCUCUCAUGCAUCUGCCUGGGACUUCUACAACCGCAAGGACUUUAGGAACUGGGGACCCACGGGUGAAAGAUCUCUUAGUGGUGGUGGUGGUGGUGCUGCUUCACUGUUUGCCGUGUGA